AUGUCGCGCUUGUCAGGAAAAAUGAAUGGAGGAAGGGCCGGAACUGCAGGGCACACGGUGUGGGAGUGGGUGAGAGGCAUCGUAUCCUCCGACGAUACGCUCUUGGUGGCAACAUCCGCUGGGCCUGCCUACGUGAUGACGGUGCUUUCGGUCUUUUCAUGGCAGUGGCUCACUUUGUCGACGGCUUCGUGCCCGACUCCGAGGUUAGAAAAGGUGGAGCUUUUCCUGCGCAGGUAUGAUCUUUGCUCAUUUUUCGGCGGCCUGUCGGCAGCGCCUCCUCCCACUGGAUGGCGUAAACGCAAGGACUUGGACGUCUACGACCAACUCAUGUACAUGAGGAAUAGAAGGUCGAGAUUCUUCAACUAUUUCUUCUCCGUGGCCCGCGACGACAUGACCUACUGGGUGAAUCGCAGUGUGCCCUGGUUCCUGGCUUUCCGGCUAAUGCUGAUUUGGUGCCCGCUGGACCUGGCAAUGAUCUUCCGGAGCCUCCUCAGCCCAUUUCUGGGCUCCACCAUUGCGGCACAGCAGCAGUGGUUUGGCGCUUCGGUGUCUUCGAUGGUUCUGGGCGACGCCACCGUGGGUGCCUUGGGCCUGGGAUCCGGCGCCUUCGUCUACACGGUGCUGGGGCUGCUUCCCUUCUCCGAUGCGCUGGACACGCUGCUCUUCUACGGUAUUCUGGGCUUCCUGAUCUCGGUUGCUGGCCUUCUCGGCUUCCUUUUUGUGAUUACCUCCCAGCAGCGCAAAUACUACAAAGACUUUGAGCCCAGCGAAGUUGUAGGGCCGUGCCCCGACCACGACAAGUGCCCGUGCUUGUCGGUGGCAUUCUUCCAGAAAGACUAA
Molecule: messenger RNA, 840 nt
Organism: Effrenium voratum
Lineage: Eukaryota; Dinophyceae; Suessiales; Symbiodiniaceae
Source: the annotation of a GenBank genome assembly